CUUCCUCCAUCUUGGCGCUGAACCUUCAGGACAAGCCCAGGCUUUGCAUCGACGGCGACUCAACGACGUGAGCCCCAUCGAGAGUCGCUCGACUACCAUCACAUCCGUCAUUAGCACACAGUGGGCAUAGGCCAGCAAUUGCCCCGUCCCGCUAUUGGCCACACGCUUCACGGCAUUCGCCGGCCGUCCCGACUCGCACCGCUUGUGCCUUGGCCGCAAACCGAGACGGUCUGCUUGCUGCAGCCGACACCGCCGACAUGAUAGCCGAUCGCCCGGCUCCGGAUCGUUUCAGGCUGUCGUUUGACCGAGAGGUGUUUCAUAUCCAGCUGAGCGAAGCCGAGAUCUGGUCGGCGUGCAUUAACCAAACCGACGACGACCAAUGUCUGGACUACAACCCGUCGCUUGCCGCUCAUGCAGACGGCCCUCGAAUCGCACCCUCGCCCCAACGGUCUGUGAUGAACAAGAUCGGUUUUGAGCCACGCCGAUCUCCUGAGCCGCGAGAUCUGGCCAACCCAAGUCCUGCCCAUACGCCGCACCGGCGCUGCGAAACGAGAGCAGCAGACAGCCCCAGCGAGCAGCCGGCUCUUGAGACCAUCACUCGCCUCCAGUCCAUGAUACGGACCAGCAGACCCAGGGCUGAUUUCUUGGCGAAGCGAAGAGCUGCGGCCGUAAUACAAGCUGCCUGGAGGAAACGCAUGCAUUCUCAUCGAUCGUCCGUGGCACCCGAUCAUCCAUUCGAUGCUACUGUUGAUCCGACAAUAUCACCACCAAACGAUCAUCACGAACCCAACAAAGCGCAUACCCACAACGCACAGGCGAUGCAACCCGACAUGGCUGCCGUCAGCAUAUUCGAUGCUGAUGGGAACGAUAGCGAGCCCGGCUCGGGCCCUGAGGCUCCGUUGCCGCCAUGCCCUGAUUUGUUUCUGAAGAGGGCGCAAUCCGACCCGUCCGAGGCAGUCGUCGAUCUCACUGAAGAACAGCUGCCAGCUGACAGCGAAGCCUCCGUUGACGAGAAGGCAAAACUCCUGGCCGAGCUGGAGGCCCUGAGAGAGAAGCGGCGGAUGCUUCUCAGCAUGAAGCACACCCAAGCUACACCAAGCCUUGACGAUGGCAUCUCCGCUGUAUCCGCCGAGAGUGCUACCGACACCUCAGCCGCCAUCCCCAAGGCGCCGCUUCUGGCCAGUGACGACUGUUUGAGCCCGCCUAUGUUGUCAUUCAGUGAAGCAAGCCGACCUGCGACUGCUGGCCACCCCGAAACAAUCGCAAGCGAACCAGCGACGAUGAUCCCAGCGCCUCUAUCAUCCAUGCCAGUCUCGACGAUGGCGACUCCGAAUCAAAGCCGGCUCCUGCCGAAUCAGUAUCCACCGAUGCCAGAUCCGGAUGAUAUCCUGUCGCUGCCUCCAAAGGCACUGCAGAUGCUGACAACGAUGAACACUGAAAUCAACGGGCGGCGAAUGUGCGAGCAUGUGCUCGUUAUCACUCCGAUGGUCGGGGCGCCGCCGCCAAGUCCGACAUCCACCAUGAUCGAGCGAAUACAGGAGCGAAGGCGGCACGGUACGCCAUGGACCCCGAAACCGAUUAAGGAUGAUCUCAGCGAUAGCGAAGGCAGUCAACUAGCCGCAACCGAAUCUCCGGCCAAGCCGGAGUCGCUGAAGCGAGCGUUCGUGGAAACUGCCAUGGCCGGUGAUCCUGAAGCAGAAACGGCGGGGUUGGAUCAUGGAGCUCGAAAGACAAAGCGUAUCCGGUGGAACCCAGACUUUUCGAUAUGCUAUUUCAACGAGAAAGAAGCAACCCAAAGCGUUACUCUGGAUAUGCUCGACGGCGAUUCUUCACACACCCACGUCAGCGCCGAUUCAAAAUCGCUGAUUGGGGGUGUUCCGCCGUCGCGAGGCACAGCCACCAGCCACAGACGCAAGUCAGCUUUAAGGCUUGCAGAACACGACCUCAAGUCACCCUGGACAUCAGAGGCUUUUGCUGAGACUGUGGUCGAGUACUCGCGAUAUGUCUACGUUGCACCCACAACCGCAUCAAAUCCCGCGGCGGGCCGAUCAAGCAAAAAGUCCAGGCCUCCUGCUGUGGCGGUGUCGCGAGCGCCGGCAAAAGGAAAGGUGGGAUCUGGCAUGAAGGGGACAACCGGAAAGCCUGCGAACGAAGGCGGUGGUGCGCUUGCGGGAGGGGCGAGGCGGUCUGCUGCAAAGAAAAUGUGAGUCGCUGCUGGAUCUGAGGUGACGAGUUGAGAUGAAGCCCAUCGGUGGAUCUGGCCAUUGCUGGCACUCUGGCAAUACAGUCAUGCUACAAUCUUCACGAACCAAAGCAGAAAUAACCUGCUACUGUGGCCGAUGGACACCUCUGGCACUAG
Molecule: messenger RNA, 2359 nt
Organism: Polychytrium aggregatum
Lineage: Eukaryota; Fungi; Chytridiomycota; Chytridiomycetes; Polychytriales
Exons: 2
Coding region: 258-2207 (649 amino acids)
Source: RefSeq, a predicted model, not a curated record